Molecule: messenger RNA, 1213 nt
Organism: Cladocopium goreaui
Lineage: Eukaryota; Dinophyceae; Suessiales; Symbiodiniaceae
Source: the annotation of a GenBank genome assembly
AGCAAACCCAAGCUCCGCCAUGGCAGAGAUGGAUUUUGUCCCCAGCGAGCGCAAACCUGGAGAGGACUGGACGACCCAAGUGAAAUCCAGCAAAAGCUGUGAUUCCGCGGCCUCGACACAUGCGCAGGACGUCUUCCAGUUGAGGACAGAAGUGACGGAGGACCUCUCACCCAAAGGCUGGAACACUGAUUUGGUCGAGGCAAACCAUGACUUGGAGACCGGAGCGAAGAUGCAGUGCUCUGGUGAGGCUCAAGUGGAGCCCUCCACACAGGAGAAAGUGCCUGAGACUUCAAGAAAGCAGAAGGAGGUUUGGUAUGUCCUGAUGACGAUGUUGUACUUUGUCUAUCGCAGUCAAGAGGAGUCGAUCUUCACCCCGAAAGCCUUCAGCUUGCGUUGGAACGACCUUGUGGGCCUGAUUUUCAUUGUUUCCUUCCUCCUGACUCGAAAGCCGAGUUACUUGGUCUACGCCAUCAACCCCUUCCGAAAUGUGGUGAUGAUUCUUCUUCAGACCAUUUGGCCCAGGAUGAAAGCAGAAGAGACCAACCCAGAGUACUACCGCAACAUUUCAUCAGCUAGCAUCCAGCUAUGCUCUGCAUGCGCCAUUUGGUUCCUUACAACACCCCAGCCGAUUGGAGUGGGUACUCGCUGGGCGCUAGAGAUGCCAUGCCUGGACACUUCGUGCCUCCGUGGGCGCAUGUCCUGUCUCAAAAAAUGGUUGACGCGAGUCGUGAAUUUCCUGCUGAUCGCCACUGGUAUUGCUGCAGUUCUCAUGGCCUUAGAGAAGCAAACUCAUGGGUUCCAUAGCCUGCACACGGAGGACCACGGUUGGAAGAUCAUUUUGUCAGUGGUGCUGGGUGUGGCGGAAGAGGUGACCUGGAGAAAUGUCUACAUGGCAGACAAUAACAACUCCAUGCAGGCCUUCACUUGGGGUGUAAACCACAUCGUUGCCGGCACCGGGAUGAACAAUCCAUGGGUCUAUGGUGUAGUCAGUGGGAGUUACGCUUUUUGCCUCGGGGUGACGCCUUAUGUCACCCUGCGUUUUUUCCACCACGCCGCAGUGGAGUAUUUUGUCAUCGACAACUUGGUGAAACCAGAAGGGCAUCCCAUUUGGUUGACGCAAAGCGUCGUUUGAUCACCGCACCUUUCGCUCACUUGGAGCGACUGUCGCUAUUGUCUAUACUGGGGUAGGGGAUGUCAGAGGUGUUUGGAGGAG